AAUAAAAACACUCCCCCUGCUUUUCUAGCUGAGAACUGAGGACACAACAUAUUGCUAAAGCUUUGAAACACACAUCUUGAAGCUUUUCAACUUCAAAAAUGGCUUCUUUUCAACGGAAAAUUCCUAACCGGCCAACGUUUUCCACCAACACUCCCCAUUUCUUAAAGAUUAUCUCAAAGGGUACUUGUAAACAGAGCAAACUUAGGAUUCCCAAUAAAUUUUUGAUGAAAUAUGGAUAUGAUCUAUCAAAUCCAGUAUUUCUUAAGCUUCCAAGUGGUUCAGAAUGGAAAAUUGAACUCAGAAGAUGGGAAGACGAGGCCUGGUUGGACAAGGGUUGGCCAAAGUUCUCUACGUUUUACUCUCUAGACUACUGUCACUCGUUAGUUUUUGGCUAUGAAGGGAAGUCCAAAUUCUGCGUUCACAUAUUUGACCGAAACUUCACAGAGAUUGCCUAUCCAUUAACAAUGCCCGAGAUGAAAGAAACCGAUGAAGUUGAUGAUUCUGAAUCUGAAUCUGAAUCUGAUGAUGAUUUUAGUGAUGAUUCUGUUGAAAUCUUGGACAACUUUCUACCCCACUCAAGAAAAUCAAGUUCAAGUGGAAAAUCUGAGUUUCCUGCCAAAAGACAUUGCAGUGGCAUGUCUACCACUCGAAGAGUCGUAAAACGAACUGGAAGUGCAAAAGUUAUAGCUCUUCAGAGAGCUAAGGCUUUCAAAUCUGACAAACCUUCUUUCAUAGUUCCCAUGACGCGAUCUUAUACCAAUCGGUCUUUUGUGUGGUUGCCAUCCGAUUUUUCCUUCCAUAUGACACGUCUUAGUAACAAUUCUGGUAACGUUAUGUUUCGGGUUUUGGAUGGGAGAACUUGGUCUCUUGGAUUGAAAUGUGAAAGGGCAAAACGAAAAGCCAGAUUCCAGUCUGGUUGGUUUAAAUUUGUGCGAGACAAUAAUUUGAAAAUUGGUGAUGUAUGUGUGUUUGUGUUGGUUGACGACAUUAGACUUACUUUUGAAGUUGUCAUUUUCCGUGCCAUAGAAGCUGCAAACACCUUGUCACCGGAUGUUGAUGGGGAACAAACAAUGUCCGAGAUGGAAGAAACUGAUGAAGAUUAUGAUUCUGUUGAACUCUUGGACGAUUUUCCACCAUGCCCGAAAACAAAGCCCAGCAAGAAAAACAGAACAUGUUCGAUUAGUACAGCAGAAAAUAACAACAAAAGUGUCGGUGGCUCGUCUAGGACUCAAAAAUUUCUAAAACGAAGACCUCAGGUUCCUAGGAUGUUGAAUCCAGUUACGGAAAGCGGAACAGAUAGAGCUCUUCAGAGAGCAAAGGCUUUCAGAUCAGAAUACCCUUCUUCCACGGUUGUUAUGCAUCCCUCAUAUAUCCAUGCACGUUAUUUGAAUAUAGGAGCCAAGUUCAUCAAGAAACAUCUUCUUAACCGGAGUCGUGAUAAUGCCAUCCUUCGUGUUUCGGAUGGAAGAACUUGGCCUGUCUCAUUAGGCCAACAAGGCAAAGGUGUCAGAUUUCAGACUGGUUGGAUGAAAUUUGUGCAAGACAAUCAGUUGGAAAUCGGAGAUGUGUGUGUCUUUGUGUUGAGUAAUGACAUCAAACGUUUAAUUGAUGUUGUCCUUUUCCGCGCUAAAUAAGCAGCAAAGUGCACCUUGUCAGGGGAAGGCAACUGAAGUCCGAGGAUCAGUUCAAGUCGAAAAAUUAAAAGAGAAGCCUGAUGGAUGAAGCAAUGGAAGCUGAAUAUUUUGUUAUGAAUCCACUAGUACUGCCAAGUCCUAUCUGAAUAUUGAAGGCAGAGGACGCCUGAAAAUUCAAAGAUGUUCUAACAUAAGAACUGAUAUUACCACUAUAUGCUUAUAUAUUUGCCUUCCAUUGUUGUUUUGAUUACCUUAGAAAGGGAACAAUCUACGAAUCUCUUUUGUUGUUUUGAAUUUCAA
Messenger RNA from Prunus avium (sweet cherry), 1934 nucleotides. RefSeq names its product B3 domain-containing transcription factor VRN1-like. NCBI's taxonomy places the organism in Eukaryota, Viridiplantae, Streptophyta, Magnoliopsida, Rosales, Rosaceae. The record is from RefSeq and is a predicted model, not a curated record. Gene Ontology annotation, molecular function: DNA binding.